GAGAGAGUAUAGAGAGAGAAAGGGGCCGGAGUGGUCGACGGGCGCCGUGUUUAAAAUCGUCGUCUCUUAAUUCGCUCGCACCGGUUACUAGUCCAGUACCACGCCACUGCUGUCCGCCCGCUGCCGCCGCUGGCUCUCGACGAGCAGCAAGCAGCCAAGAUCAGUAGGCUGGCGAGGGUGGUCAAACCGUCCGUUUCCUUGCGGAAGGAUGGCCGAGGGAUGAGCGCGGGCUAUACAAGGAAACAAGCUGCAAGGAUUGCCCAAACACCAAGAUUUCGCCAAAUAUUUCCCGUUUUGCGCCGCUGAUCUUCGAGUCGGGGCGUUACUACUCCGCCGGUGUAUAAAUAUAGGAGCCUGCCGGGGAGCUAGGCCACAGCACAGUGCGAAGAUCUCUCCUCCCUUUCUUCCUCCUCUUCUUCUUCCCGUAGUUCGGGAGAGGUUGGUGGCCAUGGAUUUCGGGGAUGACCAGGAGGGCGGCUCCGAGAGCCAGCAGCAGCAGCAGCAGCGCCGGAAGCGCUACCACCGCCACACCCCGCGCCAGAUUCAGACGCUCGAGGCGAUGUUCAAGGAGUGUCCCCAUCCCGAUGAGAACCAGCGCGCGCAGCUCAGCCGGGAGCUCGGCCUGGAGGCCCGGCAGAUCAAGUUCUGGUUCCAGAACCGCCGCACCCAGAUGAAGGCGCAGCACGAGCGGGCGGACAACUGCUUCCUCCGCGCGGAGAACGACAAGAUCCGGUGCGAGAACAUCGCCAUGCGGGAGGCGCUCAAGAACGUCAUCUGCCCCACCUGCGGCGGCCCGCCCGUCGCCGAGGACUACUUCGACGAGCAGAAGCUGCGCAUGGAGAACGCGCGCCUCAAGGAGGAGCUCGACCGCGUCGCCAGCCUCACCUCCAAGUUCCUCGGCCGCCCCUACACGCAGAUGCCGCAGGGCAUGCCGCAGAUGAGCGCCUCCUCGCUGGACCUCUCCAUGGGCGGGGGGCACCACCACCAUCACCAUGGGCUCGGCCUCGGCGGGCCGAAUCUGGACCUCGACCUCCUCAGCGGGGCGGCAUCCUCGUCGGACAUGCCGCAGUUCCACCUGCCACCGCCCGUGACUGAAAUGGAGCGCCCGGCUAUGGCCGGCAUGGCCACGCGCGCCAUGGACGAGGUGAUCCGCCUCGCGCAGGCCGGUGACCACGUCUGGGUCAAGAUCCCAGGCGGCGACGGCCGGGAGAUCCUCAACGUGGAGACCUACGACAACAUCUUCUCCAAGCCCGGAAGCUCCUUCCGCGCCGCCGACCUCCGCGUCGAGGGCUCCCGGGAUUCGGCGCUCGUGUGCAUGACCACCGCCGCCCUCGUCGAAGUCUUCAUGGACACGAGCAAUUGGAUUGAGUUCUUCCCGAGCAUCGUGUGCAACGCGCGCACCGUUGACGUCCUGGUGAAUGGCGUCAAUGGGCGGAGCGAGUCUCUCAUCCUGAUGUACGAGGAGCUGCACAUCAUGACGCCGGUGCUGCCGACCCGCGAGCUCAGCUUCCUCCGCUACUGCCGGCAGAUCGACCAGGGCCUGUGGGCCAUCGCCGACGUCUCCGCCGACAUGCAGCGCGACGUCCACUUCGGCGCGCCGCCGCGCUCCCGCCGGCUCCCGUCGGGCUGCCUCAUCGCCGACAUGGCCAAUGGCUACUCCAAGGUGACCUGGGUCGAACACAUGGAGAUAGAGGACAAGGUGUCGAUCGGCCCCCUGUUCCGUGACAUCGUGCAGACAGGCGCCGCGUUCGGCGCGCAGCGGUGGCUCGGCUCGCUGCAGCGCGCGUGCGAGCGCUGCGCUUCCCUCUCGUCCCUCGGCGGGAUGCACGCCGACAUUGCCGGAGUGACGGCUGAAGGUCGACGGAGCAUGAUGAAGCUGUCGCAGCGCAUGGUGGGCAGCUUCUGCGCGAGCAUGACGGCGUCGCAGCACCACCAGUGGACGCACAUGUCCGGUACCGCCGGCAACGACGUGUGCGUGCGCGUGUCCAUGCACCGCAACGGCGACCCGGGACAGCCCAACGGCGUGGUGCUGAGCGCUGCCACCUCCGUGUGGCUCCCCGUCGCCAGCGACCACGUCUUCGCCUUCGUCCGCGACGAGAGCACGCGCAGCCAGUGGGACGUCCUGACGCACGGCAAUCAGGUCCAGGAGGUGUCGCGCAUCCCCAACGGCGCCAACCCCGGGAACUGCAUCUCAUUGCUGCGGGGCCUGCAGUCGAGCCAGAACAGCAUGCUGGUGGUGCAGGAGAGCUGCACGGACGCGUCGGGCUCGCUGGUGGUGUACUCGCCCAUCGACAUCCCGGCGGCGAACGUGGUGAUGAGCGGCGAGGACCCGUCGGGCAUCCCGCUGCUGCCGUCGGGGUUCACCAUCUGGCCCGACGGCCGCUCGGGCGCCGGCGGCGGGGCGUCCACCAGCGCCGGCGGCCAGGUCGCCGGGUCCGUGGUCACGGUGGCGUUCCAGAUCCUGGUGAGCAGCCUGCCGUCGUCCAAGCUCAACGCCGAGUCCAUCGCCACCGUCAGCGAGCUCAUCAACAACACCGUGCGGAACCUCAGGAACGCGCUCAACUGCGGCUGAGCUAAGCUCGUGCGCUCGGUUGGUAGUAGCUCACCCGUCCAUCCAUCCAUCCAAUCUUGCAUGAGAGCUAGAGUGGCUAAUCGGAGUAGUCUGCUUCCGAGGGAGACGGGAGAUGAGUUCGUUGGCGCGUUGAAUGCUCGCAUUCAUGGACUCCACCUGCUGCUGCUGCUGCAUCUCUAGCUCUAUGCAUGUCAUCCAUCCAUCCAGCCGUCCACCCAUUGCAUCCAUCAUCUCCACCACAACAAACAUCUCUUACAUGCAUGCUUAGGAUUCGUUCGUUCAUCUUUGAAUUUUUUUUUUUUUUUGCUUUAGAAGAUAAUUUACAGGAUUUUGCUUAAAUUAGGCAUUUUUCGUUCAUGCAUUGCAUGCAUAUGCGUCGUUCAACGUUCAUGGUGGUGAUAUCAUCAUGGAGACCAAGAAGACGCCUUUGAUUGGAUUUGAUGGCGAGGGAGUCAAGAACGCACCAAUGCGCUUGUCCCUUUCCCCAGCGUGGUAGUGUGUGUUGCAGGGGCUGGGGGACGGGGAUGAAAUGCAUGGUUCGGGUAUUGACUUCUCUCCAUCAAUGUAAAGCUUUGAAUGAACAUUCAUUUCGGUUAUAAAUGGAAAGGAAAGAGAUCUGGUAAAGCUGGA
This is a messenger RNA of Lolium perenne, 3202 nucleotides long. RefSeq names its product homeobox-leucine zipper protein ROC8. The record is from RefSeq and is a predicted model, not a curated record. Gene Ontology annotation, molecular function: DNA binding; DNA-binding transcription factor activity, RNA polymerase II-specific; lipid binding. Gene Ontology annotation, biological process: regulation of DNA-templated transcription. Lineage: Eukaryota; Viridiplantae; Streptophyta; Magnoliopsida; Poales; Poaceae.